Owenia fusiformis is the source of this 558-nucleotide messenger RNA. NCBI's taxonomy places the organism in Eukaryota, Metazoa, Annelida, Polychaeta, Sabellida, Oweniidae. The record is from the annotation of a GenBank genome assembly.
GCUAACUUGGACACCAGGUGCUAUGAUCUACGAAGUUGAGAGAAGAGACAGAGGGCGCUCACUCAAUGACGUCAUCAACUAUGCCAGGUCACAGGGUCCCUUGGCGUUUCUAACAGUAGUGUCGUCCCCGGGAAUUGGAUGUCUAGUAGCUCUCAUCUUGGUGACAGAAAACCCUUUAUGGCGAGGUUGAAUCAAAUGUACGGAUGGGUCACAGACACAGAAGGGAAUAUUGAUGAAGAAUGGAUUCAAGUUGACUUUGAUAGGACCGUGGUUGUCGAUAGUAUCUAUACGCAGGGAUGUAACGAGUGCAUACAAAUACGUUGGGUAAAAUCCUACAGACUCUCAUAUCUCUCAGACAGUGAUAACUGGAAACAAUACAACCAUGUGGUCUAUGGGCAGGUCCUCCCUGGAAAUAGUGAUGCUGCUACUGUAGUGUCAACUCGCUUGAUUCCACCCAUUGUGACCCGGACUGUGAAACUACAGAUCGCUGAAAUAUAUGAUGCUGCCGGCUUGAAUAGAGGUGGCCUUCGAUUGGACAUGGCCGGUUGUGACUUUUGA